Rhincodon typus (whale shark) is the source of this 1050-nucleotide messenger RNA. RefSeq names its product hydroxycarboxylic acid receptor 3-like. The coding region runs from base 1 to 1050 and encodes 349 amino acids. Gene Ontology annotation, cellular component: membrane. The transcript has a single exon. The record is from RefSeq and is a predicted model, not a curated record. Gene Ontology annotation, biological process: G protein-coupled receptor signaling pathway. NCBI's taxonomy places the organism in Eukaryota, Metazoa, Chordata, Chondrichthyes, Orectolobiformes, Rhincodontidae. Gene Ontology annotation, molecular function: G protein-coupled receptor activity.
AUGGGCAAUGGGACCGAGCCUUGCGAUCUUAUUGAAGACGUUAAUUCUUCCUACAAUCCACCAAUACUUAUCAUAACCUUUAUCCUCGGAUUUAUUGGAAAUAUCGUUGCUUUAUGGAUCUUCAGUUUUCAUGUGAAAUCCUGGAAACCAAACACAGUUUAUUCACUGAACCUGGCGAUUGCAGACACUCUGUUAAUCUGCUGUUUACCGUUUCGAGCAGAUUACUUUAUCAGGGGGAAGAACUGGAUUUACGGAGAUGUUCCUUGUCGUCUGAAGAUCUUCAUGAUAUUUCUAAAUCGGACGACAAGUGUCAUUCUCCUCACGGCGAUGGCGAUCGAUCGCUAUUUGAAAGUGGUCCACCCUCACCACAGAAUGAACAAGAUACCUACAAGCUGUGCAGUGAAGGUAGCCGCCGGUUUGUGGGUUCUCACAGUGGCAAUUUCGUUGCAUUUUGUGACUGAAUGCCAUACCUUCAUGUACAACAAUCGAACCUACUGUGAACCCCUUCACAUCCACCAGCCGUUCUCUAUUAAUGCAAUUUGGACCGAUAUUGUGUUUAUUCUUUUCAAGUUUGUCCUCCCGUUUUCGAUUAUCGUCUUCUCCACGUCCUCCAUCAUCUGGAAGUUAAAACAGAUGAAAACUGAAAUAAGGCGCAAAUAUAAACGAGCGGUGAAGCUCGUGAUCGCUGUGGCUGCAGUUUUUGUGCUUUGUUUCUUGCCCACAAACAUUGCAGUUAUCGCUGUGUUAAUCACGAAGCGCAUGAGCACUGUGAGCUGCCGGUCGUAUGAAACUGCUGUUCAGAUAUUUUACGAUACUCUGUGCAUAACCUACCUGAACAGUGUGCUCGACCCAGUUAUUUACUACUUUUCGAGCUCAACCUUCAAAGAUUCUUUGAAGAAAGCGCUUGGCGCUCUUCAUCUAAGACUUUUCGAAUCGGAAACAAACCAAACAGGCCAGGCGAAAGGGAAACAAUCGGUUGAUUCUUCAAAAUUAUCAUCGGUUGACAAUACCUGUGAUCAAUUUCAAACUGAGCUGACGGAGAAUCUUUGA